Molecule: messenger RNA, 2700 nt
Organism: Diprion similis
Lineage: Eukaryota; Metazoa; Arthropoda; Insecta; Hymenoptera; Diprionidae
Product: facilitated trehalose transporter Tret1-like
Exons: 5
Coding region: 356-1765 (469 amino acids)
Biological process (GO): transmembrane transport; carbohydrate transport
Cellular component (GO): membrane
Molecular function (GO): sugar transmembrane transporter activity
Source: RefSeq, a predicted model, not a curated record
CAAACAAUGAGAUCAAUUUUAUUUUUACAACCUCUUCAACAGCUUUCCUUUCAGCCAAUUGCUAAUAUUUAAUUUUUUCGAAAUAACCGGAGAUAAGUGUAGCUCGUGAUGAUAAAGCUAGAUAAUGUCGUCGUAAUAUACUCUGGUCACCACCGUAUUCUAACCACCACUUCGUUCUAAUCGUUUCGGACGAUCUGACAGUUCAAAAUUUCAGCACGCUUUGACUUCACAAAUUAUAAAUUAUCGCCCGAUCUACCGAUGCCCAUUCACAUUUUGAUGUAAGGCCACACAGACUUAGUGACAUCUCUAUGUUCUUCUGAAUAAAAUAAAAACAGUGUGAAACAAGUGAGAAUACAUGGAGAGUAUCGGAAUCGUUAGUGGCAGACCAACGCCACAAGAAACUAAAAAAUUAUGGCAAUACUUCGCAGCGAUUUCUGCUUCUUUGUUGGCCUUGGCUGCUGGCAGUGUGUUGGCCUGGACUUCGCCAAUUUUACCGCAACUGAAGGAUCCGAAUGGUUGGCUUUUCGUGAACAACGAACAAGGGUCCUGGAUUGGUGGCCUAUUGUCGAUUGGUGCUAUAGUAGGGGCUGUGCCAGCGGGUACACUAGCUGACAAACUUGGCCGUAAAAAAACGAUUUUGGCAGCAGCAGUCCCUUACCUUCUAUCAUGGAUAAUUAUCAUAUUUGCAAGAAGCGUGGCUCUUCUAUGCCUGGCAAGAACUUUAGCCGGGAUUAGUGUGGGGCUAACUUGUGUUGUGGUCCCCAUGUACAUUGCCGAAUUCGCAGAGCCCUCGAUAAGAGGAGUGCUGGGUUCUAUCUUUCAACUCUUCAUAUCCGCGGGUGUUCUAUAUGGGUUCGUUUUCGGCACGUUUUUAAAUUACACCUGGUUUGCCAUUAUAUGCGCCCAAAUCGACGUCGUUUUUCUUGCUACCUAUAUUUGGAUGCCUGAGUCUCCACAAUGGUUAAUGGGUCAGGGGAGGAAAUCAGAAGCUUCGAGAGCGUUGAGCGUCUUCAGGGGGCAAGAAUACGAUGUGAAUGAAGAGUUGGCUACUAUGCAAAAAAGUGCGGAGGAGGCAGCCUUGCGAAACUCUUCAGUGCUGGAGCUCAUCAAGACACGUGGAGCUCGCACCGCUCUCUUUGCCGGUCUGGGAAUGCUGGCCUACCAACAACUAACGGGAAUUAACGCUGUCAUUUUUUAUACCGAAGAAAUCUUUGCAGCAGCUGGAAGUUCCCUGAACGCUGACGUAGCUUCUAUUAUUGUCGCCUUAGUACAGACGUUAAUGUCAUGUGUGGCGGCUAUUAUAGUUGACAGAGUUGGAAGACGAGUCCUAUUGAUAUCGUCGUCAUCUAUCUUGGCACUGUGCCUGUUCCUGCUUGGUCUAUAUUUCAAGUUAGAUCUAAGCGACAUGGGGUGGCUUCCACUUGUGUCGUUGACUACAUUCAUGAUCGCAUUUGCACUAGGUUAUGGUCCUAUUCCAUGGAUGAUGAUGGGGGAAUUAUUUCCACCGGAAACGAAAGGCACCGCGUCUGUUAUAGCGGUGAUGGUAAAUUGGAGUACUUCAUUCCUUGUGACAAAAUUCUUUUCGCCUUUGAAAGCCACCUUUGGUGAAGGUGUGACCUUUUGGAUAUUCACCGCAAUGAUGGUAUCAGCCACUCUUUUCGGAUUCUUUAUUGUUCCCGAAACAAGCGGAAAGAGCCUUCAGCAGAUACAGGAUGAACUCAACGGUAAAAACAAUGGUCAAACGAGAAACGGUGGAGCUGCUUAAUAAGAGAAAUUAUGAAAUUCAACCGAUCAAUUGAUAGUUAAAACGGCAGUAAGCGAUGGUUUGAAUUCAGAGGUUUGAUCUCAAUCGACUCGCGAUUUUGUCGAUGCCUAUAUAUGAUUUAAGCCUCCGAUAAUGUGGAAUUAAUAUGAGUCUUGCAGUGGCGUAUGAGAGAUCAAUGAUUUUUGCAAUGCAAAAUUUCGUUUUGUCCUCUUGUGCAGACCCGGCUUUUCAGUAACAAUCUGAACUUUGUUUUUUGCUUUAAAAAUCUGCAUAUCUACGUAGCACUAGCAAUCUUUUAUUUUUAUUCCAAUAUUGCAUAACUUUCUACGACAUUGAACAAAAUUUAAUGAUAUUGAAUCUAAAAUUUCAAUUACCAAAAUCCUUGAGUUUGUGGAAAAACUGAUCUUUAGAUUGUACGACUAGUACAGUAGGGUACAUCGCUUGAAGGGAUACAUACACCCUCGAAAAAAAAUUUCAAAGAGCCAUUAUGUGAUAAUGGAAUAUUUGAUCUAUUCGAUUUUAUUACUGCAAAUUACUAGUAUUUAACAGUACAAUGUCUUGUAGUUUGAGAUUCAUGCAAUUCCAUCUUACGUAGCUCGAGUCAACAGAAGAAAAAUGGUUGUCGUAAGGUACAGGUCACAUCAUUCACCAAAAAUUUUUCUUGUUAGGACAGAAUUCUACAAACUGAUGAAGUUUCAAUACAAAGUAAUAAUAUCUAAAAAUAUGAUCUGGGUUUUAUAGUUUUCAGUGCAAAAUACAUUCUGAUGAAUUUUUCCCAAAACUUGCUAGGAGAAUAUGAAUAAUAUGUUAAAAAAUUGGAAUGUUUGCAUAUUUUCAGUUCAUGCCAAAAAAACUGCUUGUAAAUUAUUCACGUUAAAUUUCACAAGGUUUCGGUGACGUUGUAACCUUCACCCUAUGACUACCACAAUUCAUAA